Molecule: messenger RNA, 282 nt
Organism: Aspergillus luchuensis
Lineage: Eukaryota; Fungi; Ascomycota; Eurotiomycetes; Eurotiales; Aspergillaceae
Exons: 1
Coding region: 1-282 (93 amino acids)
Source: RefSeq, a predicted model, not a curated record
AUGCCAGCUCGCGACCUCCCAGUACCCUCGGACGACUCGAACCCCAAGUUGCCAUGGCUUGUCCAGACUAUUGACAUCGCCACCGCUCUCGAGCAACGCGCGGCGAAGCUCGCCGUGCUGAACCUGUUGCCGCUCGGUGCUGGCUUGACUUUCGGUUUCCUGUCCCAUGUUCUUAGAAUCAGGCGCUCUGCCGUUCCGUGGUCGCAUCGCUGGUUUGGGCGGGUGAUAACCGCCCAAACCUACUUCAUGGAGCCAUUGUCAUCGCUAGUGCGGAUGAACUGA